AUGUUUAAAAAACUAGCUAUUAUAAUUUUUAUACUAUUAAAUAUAUCUAUAAAUGUUGAUUCUCAACAUCAUCACCAUGGUCAUCAUGAUCACCAUAGUCAUGAACAUCACCAUCACCAUCAUCAUGGUCAUCAUAUAGAAGAAGAAAUGUCUCAUCAUCAUUCAGAUUUUGGUCAUCAUCAUCAUGAUUAUAUGCAUCCAGAAGAACAUCAUCAUCAUCAUUAUGGACCACCAGUUUUACCAAUGGGUUUUCAUUUAUUUGGUUAA
Messenger RNA from Strongyloides ratti, 267 nucleotides. RefSeq lists its product as hypothetical. The coding region runs from base 1 to 267 and encodes 88 amino acids. The record is from RefSeq and is a predicted model, not a curated record. NCBI's taxonomy places the organism in Eukaryota, Metazoa, Nematoda, Chromadorea, Rhabditida, Strongyloididae. The transcript is spliced from 2 exons.